Vigna unguiculata (cowpea) is the source of this 1050-nucleotide messenger RNA. RefSeq lists its product as uncharacterized. NCBI's taxonomy places the organism in Eukaryota, Viridiplantae, Streptophyta, Magnoliopsida, Fabales, Fabaceae. The record is from RefSeq and is a predicted model, not a curated record.
UCUCAUAACUAUAAACCAAUGCUAAAGCCAUAGCCAUCCCCAUAAUUGAAUUUCUUAUUAUAAACCUCUUGCAAGAAUCCAUCAUCAUCUUUUCUCAUUCCAACUUCGUUCAAGAGAUUAAGAAUAUUUUCAACAUGCCCGUUAGAGGCUCAUCAUGGAUAACUCUGAAAUUCAGAGGUGUUCUUGAUGUAGUUCGAGCCACCAAGUUCCAAUCAGGCUAUGUUGGAUUACAGAGAAACAGAACAAUUGUGUCAGCUGCUAAACCAGAAACAGUUCAUUGGAUGCAUCCUAAUAUGCAAUUCUACAGCACCAAUAGCAACAACACAAGUACCAAUUCAAAAGGUAUAAAAGAUGAGAAGGUUGAAUCUGAACCUGCUGCACCUGCACAUUCUUUUAAAAGUUUUGCCUUCUCUUAUUGGUUAAGAUGGGUUUUGGGAACGACACUUUCUAUCUUACUACCCUUCUGGAAACCUUACUGGGAGAAACUGCAGAGAAUAGAAGGAGAGGCAGAGUUUGUGAUUGAAGAGGCUGAAGCGGUGGCAAAAGUGGUAGAAAAAGUGGCAAACGUAGCAGAAAAAGUAUCUGAAGAUAUAUCAGAGAUGCUUCCCGAAGAUGGUAAACUAAGGAAAGUAACUUUGGUGGUAGAACAUGCAUCAAAAGAAGCAGCACAUGAUGCUCAGCUUACUCAACAAUUCAUACAUAAGGUUGAAGAACUGAAGAAUGACCUGGAUGGUAUAGAAGCCUUUGUUGAACCAGUAAUUGACAAGAUUGUAAAGAUAUAAUUAACCCUUUCCUUGUAGUUAUUGUUUUGUACAUUGGUGUAUUUUGAAGUUUGAAAUUGUAGAUUUAGAAUUGAAUAACUUUGGUGAGAAGGUGUUAUUUUAAUGGAAAGUGAGUGCUGGUUGGGUUGGUUUUAUGUUGUUUGGUUGAAGUUGGUAAGAAAAUGAUUGUGAUGGACACCACACAUACAUUAGAGUGUAUAUAAGUGCUUUUUUCACGUUUCAGCCGCGUAGGAAAAGCUACAAUGUCAGUGCCACCCUCAUCACCCAA